This is a messenger RNA of Austrofundulus limnaeus, 4437 nucleotides long. Its product is annotated as frizzled-7-A. Gene Ontology annotation, biological process: non-canonical Wnt signaling pathway; canonical Wnt signaling pathway. Lineage: Eukaryota; Metazoa; Chordata; Actinopteri; Cyprinodontiformes; Rivulidae. Gene Ontology annotation, cellular component: plasma membrane. The record is from RefSeq and is a predicted model, not a curated record. Gene Ontology annotation, molecular function: Wnt receptor activity; Wnt-protein binding.
GUGCCGGAGCACGGCUUCUGCCAGCCCAUCUCCAUCCCACUCUGCACCGACAUCGCCUACAACCAGACCAUCAUGCCGAACCUCCUGGGCCACACGAACCAGGAGGACGCCGGGCUCGAGGUGCACCAGUUCUACCCGCUGGUGAAGGUCCAGUGCUCCGCGGACCUGAAGUUCUUCCUGUGCUCCAUGUACGCCCCGGUGUGCACGGUGCUGGAGCAGGCCAUCCCGCCGUGCCGGUCGCUGUGUGAGCGCGCGCGACAAGGGUGCGAAGCCCUGAUGAACAAGUUCGGCUUCCAGUGGCCCGAGCGCCUCCGCUGCGAGGGGUUCCCCGUCCACGGCGCCGGUGAGAUCUGCGUGGGCCAGAACACGUCCGAGCCCAACAGCCCAGCCUCCGUAUCCCCCUACCCUCCUGAUCCCGUGACCCUCCCACCCAUCGGUGGUCGACCCCCUCACCGUUCUCCCGUAAACAACCAGCCGCACCAGUUCUCCUGCCCACUCAAGCUGGAGGUGCCCCCCUACUUGGGCUACAGAUUCAUGGGGGUCAAAGACUGCGGGGCCCCAUGUGAGCCAACAAAACCAAGUGGAAUCAUGUAUUUCCGCGAGGAUGAGGUGAAAUUUGGCCGCCUGUGGGUGGGCAUCUGGUCCAUCCUGUGCUGCGUGAGCACCUUGUUCACGGUUCUCACAUAUCUGGUGGACAUGAGGCGGUUCCGAUAUCCUGAGCGGCCUAUCAUCUUCCUGUCUGGGUGCUACUUCAUGGUGGCUUUGGCCUACGCCGCCGGGUUCUUCCUGGAGGACAAAGUGGUCUGCGUGGACAGGUUCAAAGUGGACGGCUACAGGACUGUGGCUCAGGGGACCAAAAAGGAGGGCUGCACCAUCCUCUUCAUGGUGUUGUACUUUUUCGGCAUGGCCAGCUCCAUCUGGUGGGUGAUCCUGUCCCUGACGUGGUUCCUCUCUGCCGGGAUGAAGUGGGGCCACGAGGCCAUAGAAGCCAACUCCCAGUACUUCCACCUGGCUGCGUGGGCGGUCCCGGCCAUCAAGACCAUCACCAUCCUCGCGAUGGGCCAGGUGGACGGAGACGUGCUGACCGGGGUCUGCUUCGUGGGGAUCUUCAAUGUGGACGCCCUCCGCGGCUUCGUCCUGGCCCCGCUCUUUGUCUACCUGUUCAUCGGCACCUCCUUCCUCCUGGCSGGGUUCGUGUCCCUGUUCCGGAUCCGCACCAUCAUGAAGCACGACGGCACCAAGACGGAGAAGCUGGAGAAGCUGAUGGUUCGGAUCGGCGUGUUCAGCGUGCUCUACACGGUUCCGGCCACCAUCGUCAUCGCCUGCUACUUCUACGAGCAGGCCUUCAGGGAGCACUGGGAGCGGACCUGGCACAUGCAGACCUGCAAGCGCUUCGCCAUGCCCUGUCCGGUCCACAACUUCGCCCCCAUGACCCCGGACUUUACCGUGUUCAUGAUCAAAUACCUGAUGACCAUGAUAGUUGGGAUCACCUCUGGUUUCUGGGUUUGGUCCGGGAAGACCCUUCAGUCCUGGCGGCGGUUCUACAAGCGCCUCAGCAAUGGGAACCAUGGGGAGACAACAGUGUGAAGUUUUUAUUUGGGAUUAAAACGAGGCCACUGAUUGGGCUGCACAGUUUAUCAUCCUGGCAGUGUCAGUGUUCACAAAUCACAAAGAACUUGCUUGGACUGUAAAUCACAGGCCCAUUUAUUUCAAGAAUCAUGAAUUCAUUUUCUGCCUAAUGUGGUUGAUCUAACAGACUCACCAGCCUUGACGCCCACACCUGAUGAUUGUGAUGACAGUGAGGAAAAUGUGGGUUUAUCACAACUCAUAUAUAUUACACAAUAUUCUAUGUUUUCCUGCUUUAGUGCAGCCUUAGCCACUGAUGUUUUGUGAACACAACAAUGAAAAUGAGGUCAGAUAGCUUUCAUUUCAACACUCCUAGCUGUGUUUUUUUUUUUUUUUUUUUUUAUUUCCUGUCCAACCCCCUCCAAAGUUUCCUAGUGGACUAACUGAGGCGUCAAGCAGUUUGUCUUAACUGCAGUGAGGAAAAAGGUCAAAGGUUUAUCCCCUGGAACAAACUGGGAAAUGGCGCCGAGACUAAACAUAAAUUACUCUGCCUCUUAGUUGGAGACUGGGAAGCUUUAAAACGUUUUAGACCCACGAGUUUGUGUUUAUGUGCCGAAAGGGAUGUUUUCGCCCAUGCCUGUCUGCCUGUUAGCAAAAUAUCUCAUGACCAAGAGACUGGAUUUGAACUAAACAUCCAGAAGGUGAUCAUUGGAUGUAGAUUUGAUUAGCAUUCGGAGCAGCCUUAAGAAAUCACAAAAAUAAGAGCUGUGCUGGCAAAAUUGAGUCACAAUAUUUGUUUCACUGUUGAGUUUAUGUUGGCAAAUUCUUCGUACCAAAACCCUUAAAUUGAUAUAUAUUUUAGCUAAAAUUAGAUUUAUCACCUGGCUAGCCACAACCUACUUUUGUUUACAAAGGUGUUUGUUUAAAAACGGUGUUUGUUUAAAAACGGUGUUUUCUGGUGUGAUGUCAUCAGGAAUUCCAGCCUGUGAGGUAAAGGAUUAUUUCUAAAGACUUAUUUGUUAGAAAACAUUCAUUUCAAUGUAGAUUUUCUGUUUUAGUUACUGGGAUUGUUAUAUGGUGUCUUUAUGAACUCAUUUUUACACAAAUCUAAGCAAAAAUCUGUAUAAUUUUGACUCAUUUUGCCAGCACGGGUCGUUAAUGGCUUCACCUUUUCAAGCCUUGCAGAUUUUUAGAAAAGAAAUGGUAGUAGCUGACAGUCAUCCUAAACACUUGAACCACUAACGAAUCUUGCAAUAUCACGAGAUUGAGCAUAAUCGUUAAUUUUCAUGAUUUGACCAACGUGGCUUCAUUUUUUUUCUCUUUUUAGUUUAAAACUCUGGUGUAAAAGGCGGCGGACGACGUUUAAAACUACUCUUUUUGUUUGUUUUUAAUGUUCCAGACUGAUGAAUUGGUGGUUCCUGUUCUGAAUGUUCACUCCGAAGAUGAAUGAAGUUUUUUACUGGUUUGCACAGUUAUUCUUAUAUAAAAAAUAUCUAUAUAAAUAUAUACUGUUACACUACAUGAUGACCUGGAACUUGCAUUUUUAUGGAGACCACACACACACACACACACAUUUGAGACACAGCAGCUCAUUGUUGGUCUCUGUGUGUGGUCUCUUUUACCCAUCAAAAAGACUUCUUUUUAAUCUUUUAAGACACCCAAAGCACCAUUUCAGUGAUCCACAUUUAAUCCGUGGGAGUACAAACGCUAAGAUGUUAUUUCAUCCUGGAUUGAGUYGACUGUACGAGUUUACACACGUUUAUUCUGUUCGGUGCGACCCGAUUUGCCUUACUUUAAAAAAAAAAAUCACAUGAAGUGUUAUGUGUCUUUACAAGCAGACUGAACUUUUAUUAUUAUUAUUUGUUUUAGUAUUCAGGCUACUUUUACAGAAGCAGAGAAAGAAACUGCAUGUUUUCUCUGCUGUCUUUUUUUAAAUGUUUGAUGUUCUGUGUUGGAGAAAUGUCAAGAAGGUCAGAUGUCUGAGGGGGCAGAAUCACCUCAGUGUAUAAAGUUGGUUUUGUUUAUAACAGAAAUAGGACAACGAAUCACAGUUUAACCAGACGGCGAGGGGGGAAAGUGAUUAUUUUUCUAAAUCUAACUUUUAGCCUUUUAAUACAGGAGAGAAAACUACGUGUCUUUAUUAAAACGUGAUUCAUCAUUACUGCUUGCGGUUCGCUCGGCUGUUUGAAACGGGAGAUUUUCACCUCUCAGACUAAACAAUAAAAUUAGGAUUUUUGUGCCAAGGCUGAGUCAGCUGCCAGGACCUUCUGUUUCUCGUCAUGUAGCACGUCGUCCCGCAUGCUUCACUUAUAAGUAAUGAAUGGAGGUACUCUGCAGCGCUGGGGGAACAGCUCACAGCAUUAUGACCUUCCACAGAGUUGGCAUUGUGGUUAAUUUAAUUUCUAACUCUGCCGUUAAUGCUAAAACAAAAUGUGCGUACUUUAUACCCAUCUUCGUUCUGUAUUUAAAAGCGGUUUGUAUAUAAAACCGUGCCUUUUUCCUUGUUUCUCCCCCCCCACAUGGAUGUGCUACAUACCUCAAGCUCAGAAAGCAAGUGUAAAUGUCUUUGCAUCCGGUUUUUACCAAACAACGUAAUCCUGUUUCUGUCUGGAGGCAGCUGAAAUCUGCCCGUGUCAAAAUAAAAUACCAGACUGAAUUGUUUAUUAUUUUGUUUUCAGAAGGAAAACUGGUGAUUUUUUUUUUAUUUUUUACUAGAACAUAUGCAAACCAGCAAGAAAACAGACUGUUUUUAAAUCAAAUUGUAUUUAUGGGGGAUGCUCAUGUUUGUGUCUUUUUUUUACUUGUAUUUUUUUAAAAUGAGAUAAGCCCAUUGUACGUGUACAGCUUGAAUAAAAGUGUUAAAGUUUGUAA